Molecule: messenger RNA, 957 nt
Organism: Strongylocentrotus purpuratus (purple sea urchin)
Lineage: Eukaryota; Metazoa; Echinodermata; Echinoidea; Camarodonta; Strongylocentrotidae
Gene: SM29
Product: spicule matrix protein SM29
Source: RefSeq, marked provisional
CUUCGCCCUGGAUCACUACAGAGGAGAGGACUUCCAUCUUUCGUUACAUCUCCAGUAAGGAACAUCCAUAGGAACCCACGUACUGUCGGAGGCAACAGCACAUCAAGUGCAUAUUGCAGGAUCUUUGUGGCCCAUAUCCCAAAGCGGAUUGGACAGUGUUAUUGAAAAAUGGGUACGACGUGUUUAACGAUUUUACUGGGGUGCCUGGUCUAUGCCCAGGCGCAAUUCCCCCGGGUUCCGCAGCAACCUAACCAACCCAAUAACCCAGGAGGUUUCCCAAAUCGGCCAAACAACCCAGGAGGUUUCCCAAAUCAGCCAAACAACCCAGGAUUCCCGAAUCAGCCGAACAACCCAGGAGGUGGAGGAUGGCCCAACAAUCCUGGAGGAGGGCAGCCAGGUGCAGGUGGUCCUGGAUUCGGUGCAGGUGGUCCUGGAUUCGGUGCAGGUGGAAACCCUCAACAGCCCGGAGCCCCCUUGGCUGGCUGUCUACCAGGGUGGACUAACUUCGGAAACUUUUGCUACAAGUACAUCUGGCAGAGGCUACCUUACGAUGAAGCCAACAUGUUCUGCGCCCGUUUCUCCGCACAGGCCGUCCCCGGCCAACGCCCCGGCUUCGGCAUGCCUCCUCGCGGUCAUCUCAUCGUCACAAAGGAUAUGAUGCAUAACAAAUUCCAACACAACUGGCUGAGAUACACCGGUGGUGGCGCCAACAAAAUCUGGAUGGGUCUCGCCGAGCUGCCGUCCGCCCCCGAAAGCAACCGAUACUUCUGGGCUGAUGGAACCGAAUUCUUUUUCACACGCAAUUUCGUCUUCAACCGCUUCAAGCCCGACCAACCGCAGCAGAACGCUCACCGUCAAGCGGUACACAGCUUCAACAACCGACCGGAUAACUCUUGGGUAACGACCAGCGUCGAAACGGAGGUAUCCUUCAUCUGCCAAUACCAAUACAAAUAUUAA